AUUAUAUAAACACCUCAGCUCUCACAUCUCUGCUCGUUGUGGUGCGAAGGACAUCGUUGAUAUAUGCGAAAAGGAUUUGAGCUAUCUUGAGGGAAGUUGCAUGUAGUGUUCCCAUUCGAAAGCUUCCCGGGUCAAUCCAUACAACCAACCAUCAGCCGAUCCAACAAGAUAACUAACUCUCUUGGAUUGCAAGGUGUCUAUUCAGCAACUCCCUCUCAAGAAAGACUCCAAUCAUCAACAACAAUAGGGACAGAUUCCACACGAGACAUGACGAGAUCGGGAAAUGAUAUCGGAUCGGAUGAUUCGAAGGAUAACCAGAGCACUGCUUCCAGAGAUACUAUCAGGAAGCUGUUGACAUCCUACCGAUAUCCGGGCUACCCUCCGAGUGAUCUCUCGAUCCAUUCUUCCUUCGAGCAGCCUCAUCUGACAUUCGAUAGAUCUACGAACCGCUUCAGUUGCAAUCCCUCUGAUGGAGCACACUUUCAACCGCUAAACUCUCCGUCGGACUCUGCCGCCAAGCCCCCGAUCACUGGCCCCAGAAUUCUGGUUUACAUGAUCCCUGGAAACCCUGGCUUGGUAGAGUUUUAUGACCGGUUCCUUUCGGUUUUGUGCUCCUCUUUCGACGCGAUCGGGGGAUGUGAGGCUGUCUGUUGUGGCCAUCUCGGCCAUUCAUUGCGACAUAACUCUAACUUGGAUCUCAGAUUCCUGGACAAUUUCAAACUUUGGAAUCAUCUGUUCGACUCGUCUUCUUCAUCUGAUCCGACCCCGAACCAUGGCCGUCAAUCGUCUCGCGAAAUUAAUCCUCCAGCUGCUGGUUCCUUGGCUGAUCAAAUCGAAUUUCAUUGCCAUCUCGUCGGUCAAAUCUUGCACGAAGGUAUCAAAGAUCCGACCCAUACUAAGUUGGUCAUCAUGGGCCAUAGCGUUGGUGGAUAUAUCGCCACAAAGGUACUUGAAAGAUACCCGGAUCAAGUGAUGCACAUCAUCGGCCUAUUCCCGACGCUUUCGCACAUUGGUCGAUCACCCAACGGGCUCCGAUUGAGGCCAUUAUUCUCGCCGAUCUUACUCCCUUUCCUGAACAUACUCCAAAUCGUGUUUUGUUUGACUUUACCCAAGAUGAUCAUCUGUCGUCUGAUCACACUCUACUAUAGUCCCAUCAGUGGUACCAGGAACGAUCAUCAACCAGUCAACAAGAAUCAGCUUAUGAAGGCGAAAGAUUUAUCGGAACAGAACUUGUUGAUCAUCCUGAACUUCAUCCUGAACAUCAACUCCGUCACUGCUGUCUUGAAGAUGGCUCGAUCAGAAAUGAAAUCGAUUUGUGAAUUAGAUCGCCAAUUCAUCCACCGAUUCAACCGACAAAUGACGCUCUUCUGGGCUAGUCAUCAAGCCGAUGAAUGGGUAGGCGAGACCGAAAUCACUGAGAUUAUCGAUCUACUCAAUCUUUAUUCCGAGCCUACUCAUGACACUCCGAGCGAAGAAAAUCAUUCAAGACUUCGUCCGACCCAUCAACCCUCAGAUCUUGAAGCUCCCACUAGUAUUGAUAAUCAACCUCCACCCACCUUCGAGGACAUGGUGAUCGAAAAUCAAUCGCAUGUUAGUCCUACUGAGAAAGUUCCUGUUUGGAAGAGAAUGAAAGAAGGCAUACCGCAUGCGUUUUGCUUGAAGGACAAUGAAGUGAUGGCAAAAGAAUGUAGUGCACUGAUCAAGCAACGAUUGUCUAAUUGAAUCUCUUGGACGGAAGCUCUCAUGUAUACUUCAGAUAAUAGACAGGAUCUGAAAUGUAUAAGCUCAUAUAAUAUUCAAUUUCUUUCAGGUUGUUUCAUGUAGAGGCCAGAGUGGGUUUCUUUCUUGCCUCUGUUUCUAUUUUUCUAUGACUCUAGAGGGUAAUCAAGUGAUAUGGCAAAUCAAUGUAAUGGGCAUUGAUCAAGCGUUGGUUGUCUCAAUUGUAAUCCUUCAUACUCUAGCAUGCUUAGACUCCAGAUCAUAGACCUGACUUGAAUUGUAUAAGUUGUAUAAUAGACUGUUUUCUUAUAAAAAGAAAGACAUACACUCUGCC
Molecule: messenger RNA, 2053 nt
Organism: Puccinia graminis f. sp. tritici CRL 75-36-700-3
Lineage: Eukaryota; Fungi; Basidiomycota; Pucciniomycetes; Pucciniales; Pucciniaceae
Exons: 4
Coding region: 268-1722 (484 amino acids)
Biological process (GO): lipid storage
Cellular component (GO): lipid droplet
Molecular function (GO): lipase activity
Source: RefSeq, a predicted model, not a curated record